UUUUAAGAAUUUUAAGAGCUUUAUAAAUGACUCCUGAACUGAAGCCAGAUACUUGCGUCUACGCUGCUUUUCAGCUCGUCUCUUAACGACUUCCAGAUAUGGCAGACCAGACAGGAAAUGGAAGCUAGUGCUUUUUUGAGAUUAAAAAAACAUCAAGACCAUGUGACAAGUCAAACAUGUCUUUUCCACCACAUUUAUUAUGCACAUUUAUUAUUGUGGCUGGGGGUUAAGAAGAAGAAGAAAAAGGGAAAAAAAAAAAAAAAAAAAAAAGCUCAUGCUCUAACGUUGUCGAAACUGAAUGGUUUGAGAAACACAGCUGCAUCCUGAAGGGCUUUUUUAGAGUGGCCGUCUUGAAGAAAAACACUAAUCCCGCCAUUGUCGUCCUGUCCUCUCCUGCCAGUCCACGCAGACUUUCUCUGGAGCAGAGGAGGCAGCUGAGAGGGACCAUCUGACGGGAAGUGUUUAAUUAGCGUCCCCUGCUCCUGUCUAAGAAGGAGGGGUCUUGCUCUCAAGUCCCGCAGUCAGAGGAACACAGCAGCUCACGCAGGACGCAGAGUGUGAGAGACAGCUGAAGAUUUGGGAGCUGCUGAGUGACGCUUCUACUACUGCACACUGAUAUUUGUCUCCACCUCCUGCCUUUCAUUAUAAAUGAAGCUUGCAAGAAGCUGUGGGAGAAUUCUGAACAGGGGCACUGUGGCAGCAGCACUUAAGCUUCGGAGAAUUUGACACGUGGGGACGUGCAGGGCAACCCACUUAAACAUUUAUUUAAAAAAAAAAAAAAAAAAAAAAGAUGCUGAAUGCUGGGAUCUUCAUUUUAAGCUUCUGUUUCACCAUUGGGGAAGGUUACGUAGCCGGCAAGAGGCAGUAUCAGAUUCAGAACGGGCCAUGCAGCUACACGUUUCUUCUGCCUGAGCAGGAGACGUGCCCCCCGAGUAGCUAUGGCAACCAGGUGCAGAAAGACGACCCGGCUGAAUACGAGGAGUCACUACAGAGGCUGGAGCAGUUGGAGACCAUCAUGGAGAACAACACUCAGUGGCUGCUCAAGCUGGAGAGCUACAUCCAGGAGAACCUGAGGCAAGACAUGGUCCAACUUCAGCACGACACCGUGCAAAACCACACGGCGGCCAUGAUCGAGAUCGGCGCCAAUCUCCUGAUUCACACGGCUGAGCAGACGCGAAAGCUCACCAGUGUCGAAGCGCAGGUUAUAAAUCAAACGACGCGACUUGAACGUCAGCUUCUUGAGAAUUCAAUCUCAACGAAUAAACUGGAAAAAGACAUUAUCCUGCAGACAACUGAAAUAACUAAACUCAGUGAUAAAAACAGCUUCCUGGAAAAGAGGGUAGAGGUCAUGGAGGGCCAAAGGCAGGCGGAGCUGAAGAGUCUGCAGGAGGAGAAAGAGCAGCUGAAGAAGCUGGUGGAGAAGCAGACGAGCAUCAUUGAGGAACUGAAGCAGCAACUGCAGCGUGCCUCUGAGGAUAACACUGCCCUGCAGCAACAGCAGCAUGAGCUGGCAGAGACGGUCAACAACCUCAUCCAAGCCAUCAACAUCCCCACCCCAGAUAAAUCAGUGAUGAUGCAGGAUACACCCUCACAGUACAAAGACUGCGCUGCCAUCUUCAAGUCUGGAAAUAAAGAAAGUGGGGUCUACACGCUAACAAUUCCUGACACAAAAGAACAAAUAAAGGCUUACUGUGACAUGGAAACAGAGGCAGGUGGAUGGACAAUAGUGCAGAAGCGAUUCAGUGGCCUUGUUGACUUUGAUCAGACGUGGAAAGAAUACAAAAUGGGGUUCGGAGACACUUCAGGUGAACACUGGCUGGGUAAUGAGUACAUCUCCAAGCUGACUAAUGAGCAGCAAUACGUGCUGCGGAUAGAGCUUACGGACUGGGACGGGAACACUGCUUUCUCUCAGUAUGAUGAAUUCUCCCUGAGCAGUGAAGAGCAGAAGUACAGGAUACACCUUAAAGGCUACAGUGGAACUGCGGGUAAAAUCAGCAGCCUUGCCCAGCCAGGAAGUGAUUUUAGCACAAAGGAUGCAGACAAUGACAAAUGUGUUUGCAAGUGUUCACAGCUAACCACAGGAGGCUGGUGGUUCGACGCCUGCGGCCCUUCCAAUCUCAACGGUGUAUACUAUCAGCACGGGCAACACACCAGUCGCUUCAAUGGUAUCAAAUGGUACUACUGGAAAGGCUCUGGAUAUUCACUAAAAGCGACAACUAUGAUGAUAAGACCAGUGGAUUUCUGAGGAGCAAAUGGGGCAGUAGUGAGGCAACAACAUUUUCAAAACUGAUAUGGGACCUUACUUUUUGAGGGGGGAGAAUGCUUGACCUUUAUCUACAUGUUGAGCAAGAAAAGCCUGCAAAGAAGAAAGCACUUGAAAGGAACUUACAGAUUUAAAACGAAGUAUUAAAUCAGUAAGAACAUGUGAUAAACAUGUAAAAAUUAAGUCAAAGUAUGAGGACACAGCACAAAGUAUGGGCAAGUACUGUUAAAGAAAGCCUUACAUUGGAUGUGCACCUACGAACAGAAUGGUUAAAAGGGUUGCCAUUAUUCCUUAUGCAAACGUCAUAAUGUGGUCAAAUGUAAUAUUUGUUUAGAGAGUUUAUAUUUCUGAACAUCUUAAUGUACAACAGUUACUUUGAUAAGGUUUGAUAUAGAAAAUGCAACUAUGGUACAAAGGUAAAGGAGAGUGAAUGAUGUAGAAGGGUCCUUACACUAACAAAGCAAAUGGAAAAGAUGUCCUUUUGUUUACAGCUGUUUAGUGAUUUGCAUAUUUUGUAAUUUUAGUACUAUUUGCAAUUUUUAAUAUAUUUCUGAAAACUUUCCCAUUUUGAAAAGAAACUACUAUAUUUUGCACAGGAUUUGCCUCAUCAUAAGUUAUAAAAACCUUUAUAGCCAUUUGAGCAAAGAGUCAAUGGCUGAUUCUUUGCAAUUUAGACAAAAAAAAACAAAAACAAAAAAACACAAUUACGCACUGUUGCUUGGCCCCCUAAAAAUAAGUUUUAGCAUUACAGAUGUAAUUGCACAUGAUGUAAUCGUUCAUUUCUAAGAAAGACUGCACAUAACUGUUUGUUUCUGUAUAAGAAUUGCAUAAAUAUUUCACGGAGAAAAAAUGCAUAGUUGGAUAGUUCACUUCUGUGACCAGUUUUAUUAUUGAUAAAUAGAUAGAAUAUUGAUAAUGGAUAAUUGUAAAUCAGUUUUGGAAGUCUGUUUUUGAACAUGAUUUAUUAGAAGGCAACUCACCAUAGUAGCAAUACCAAAUCUUCAGCUAAGGUGCCAAAAGGACUGCAUUUAUCACCAACAGGUUGUAACUACACUUUACAUUGUUGAGGCAAGACUUUCUAUUUAUUUAUUAUUAUUUUUUUUAAUUACACUUUUUUUUUUUAAAUUCCUUAUUGGUGAAAAAAGUUGUAGUUUAAACUUUAAUGAAAUUUGUUUGUUGCUCUUUUUUUCAAUCACACAGUUCUUUACUGAAGGCAUCAUGGAUAUCAUACCAUGAAAUUUGGCGUUUAAAAAAAUUCUUAAUUACAUGUCUGAAGUAACAUCGUUUAACAAGUUCUACUUACUAAAAGCUGAUUGACCUGUCUUAGGAUAUUUAUUUGAUUGUAUUAUACAUUCUUAAUGUGCUUUAAAAGAUGUACAUGUGUUUGUCAAAAUGUCAUUAAAAAUGAAGUGCAACAUUUU
Pangasianodon hypophthalmus (striped catfish) is the source of this 3684-nucleotide messenger RNA. RefSeq names its product angiopoietin 2a (gene angpt2a). Gene Ontology annotation, molecular function: receptor tyrosine kinase binding. Gene Ontology annotation, biological process: Tie signaling pathway. The transcript has 9 exons. NCBI's taxonomy places the organism in Eukaryota, Metazoa, Chordata, Actinopteri, Siluriformes, Pangasiidae. The record is from RefSeq and is a predicted model, not a curated record. Bases 791 to 2245 code for a protein of 484 amino acids.